CGGUAAAGCCACUCGCUUUCUUCCCCACCACGUCUCCUCCUCUUCUCCUCCCCUAAAAUCCCCAAUUCCGACCAAACCCUAGCCCCCCCCAAAUCGCCUCACUCCACCACCCCACGCUUCCUUCGCCGCUAAGUAUAUCCCUCCCGGCGACCGCGAAUCGGAUCUUGAGAGUGAGAGAGAGGUUGGGGGAGGUGGAUGAGAGGGCGGAGAUGACGGUGAUGGAGCUCAAGAAGCUGCCGCUCGGGUUCAGGUUCCACCCCACCGACGAGGAGCUCGUCAGGCACUACCUCAAGGGGAAGAUCACGGGGCAGAUCAGGAGCGAGGCCGAUGUCAUCCCCGAGAUCGAUGUCUGCAAGUGCGAGCCGUGGGAUCUCCCUGAUAAGUCUCUGAUCCGCUCCGAUGAUCCGGAGUGGUUCUUCUUCGCGCCGAAGGAUAGGAAGUAUCCCAAUGGGAGCAGGUCGAACAGGGCGACGGAGGCCGGGUACUGGAAGGCCACCGGGAAGGACAGGGUGAUCAGGUCCAAGGGUGACAAGAAGAAGCAGCAAGUAAUUGGCAUGAAGAAGACGCUCGUGUUCCACCGGGGGCGUGCGCCGAAGGGUGAGCGGACUGGGUGGAUCAUGCAUGAGUACCGCACCACCGAGCCGGAGUUUGAGUCCGGUGAGCAGGGAGGUUACGUUCUCUACCGGCUGUUCCGAAAGCAAGAGGAGAAAAUUGAGCGACCCAGUCCGGAUGAAGUGGAUAGAAGUGGAUACUCACCCACUCCUUCUCGUUCAACUCCUGAUAACAUGGAACCAAUUGAAGACGGAAAUACACCAUUAAACAGGGAAUCUCCAGAAUCUGCUCUGCAUGAAAGCCCAAUUGAUUUGCCUGCUCUAACUGAGGCUCAAGCUGCGCCAAUUACAAGGUGGCUUGCAGACAGAACUGAUAACGCGACAACAAAUGAAGUAAACAUCUCUCACAUGCCUCAUCAUGGGCUUGAUGGAGGAGCUAAGCAGGCUAGCCCUUCAGCUGGUGCUUUCCCUCAGCUGAUUGGUUCACAACAGAAUAUCCAUGAUAAUAAUGAAUUAGCCACAGUUUCUGCACCCAUGCUACCACAUGAAGACUUCAAUAAUUUCCCUCUAGGAGCCAUUGGUAAUUUUGAUGGCAAUAUGAAUCCUCGAGAUCCAGUGGAGGAGUUCUUGAAUCAAACCAUUGCUGAUCCAGAUGAGCAUUCAUCAACAACAUCAAAGGCUCAGUAUGAUUCGGACACUGGAAUCAUACCAACUGAGUUUGAGAACCAUGGGGUGAUGCAGGGUGAAUUCAUGGAUGAUCUGAGUGGGUUGGAAAAUUUAGAUUUCUGGCCAGAUGACCGAAAUCCCCAGUUGAGUGCACUGUAUGAGGACACACCAUUGCUGCCUUAUGAUAGCACCGACCAGGAUGUGCUCUCCAUGGACUCUGGUGCUGAAUCCUUGCAAGAUCUAUUCAACAGCAUGGACGAUUCAAACGCGAGGAAUAAUGUAUGGGGCAACGAACCAUUCCUCCAGGGGACUGGAUUUCCCAUGUCUUGGCCGUUACAGCCGAACUCCGCAUUUCCAAACCAGGGCACUGCAAAUAGGAGGCUCAUGCUACAGCUAUCAGAAUCAUUAUCUCCUGAUUUUGAUGUGAGCAUGACUAGAGAUGAGUGUGAAGAUGAGGAACCAGGUAUUGUUGUAACUUCGAAGUAUGUGAAUGAAGCUCCUGAGGAGUCAACUGCAGAAAAGGAUAUGCCUUCUGAUGGAGAUGAUGCUGAGCCAACGGGUAUUACUAUCCUGAGGCGACGCCAUGCUCCAACUGCAAGUUCGUUUUCUGAUGGAGAUGAUGCUGAGUCAACGGGUAUUACCAUCCUAAGACAGCACCAAGCUCCAAAUGCAAGCUUGCUUUCUGAUGGAGAUGAUGCUGAGUCAACGGGUAUCACUAUCCUAAGACGACGCCAAGCUCCAACUGCUAGCUCAGCUAGUUCAUUUACUCAACAGGGUGCUGCAGUGCAAAGGGUGCGGCUACAAUCAAACCUUGAUGCAGCACCGUGUUCUAGCGUUGAUGGUUCAUCAAGUUGCAUCAUAAAUGAAGGUGAAAGUGAACGCACCAUGGAGAAACCUGAGAUUGAAGAGAAUGCAGGAAGUACCUUGGCUGAAGGUGGGACUUGCCAUGAGGAUGACCAGAAGGAGCAUGAUGCUUCAGCAGCAAAUGCUAAAUCUGUUCUGAGGCUGCGGAAGACAGCAGAGGGAAGCGACAAGGAGAACAAGCAGGAGGAAGAGGAGGGUGUUCUUGCUUCACAUGUGAGAGCACCAGGGAAUAAGAGGGGAUUCCCAUCGUACAUCAUUUGGCUGGUUCUCUCUGUGGCUCUGGUCCUGCUUAUCUCCCUUGGGAUUUAUGGAUGGGUGUAAACAGCUGCUCCCCUGAUGGUCUUCAAGAUGACCAUGCUUACUGGCACAGGCUCCCAACAUUGACCUGCUGUGCUGAGUGACCUGUUGUACAUAUUGCGUCUUACGCCCUUGUGUUUAGACGGCGGUUGCUAGACACCCUGGAGUGUUUGUUCCCCUUCCAGCGUGCUGCGGCAGAAGAAAAAUCCAAAAACAAAAAAAAAAGAGGGGCGAAAACGAAGAAAAAAGAAGAGGUAGUGAAUGAGGAAAGUUGUUGUAGAUGUUCUGUGACUUAGGUGCAUGGUAGUAUUCCUUCCUGCUGUUAUUGCAGAUGUUAGUAGCCACAUACCCUAGUUGUUCAGCAGUUGUAAGUCAGGUUAGGGAUAUGGUUACUUUUGUCUAUGUAAUGUUCUGUAGCAUUAUCUGAACCUGCUUUAUCGGAUGCAAUUUCGUUUUCCUUUCAGUAAAUCUCUGUGCUGCAAACUGUAGUUCCUGUGUAAGUUUUGAUGUGUGAAAUGUUAAUACUUCUAGUACUAAUAUACUAUUGAUGAUGAAA
Messenger RNA from Oryza sativa Japonica Group (Japanese rice), 2934 nucleotides. Its product is annotated as NAC domain-containing protein 14. NCBI's taxonomy places the organism in Eukaryota, Viridiplantae, Streptophyta, Magnoliopsida, Poales, Poaceae. Gene Ontology annotation, molecular function: DNA binding. The record is from RefSeq and is a predicted model, not a curated record. Gene Ontology annotation, biological process: regulation of DNA-templated transcription.